Molecule: messenger RNA, 606 nt
Organism: Drosophila bipectinata
Lineage: Eukaryota; Metazoa; Arthropoda; Insecta; Diptera; Drosophilidae
Product: succinate dehydrogenase assembly factor 4, mitochondrial
Biological process (GO): mitochondrial respiratory chain complex II assembly
Cellular component (GO): mitochondrion
Source: RefSeq, a predicted model, not a curated record
AUGUCGGGCUUGACGCGAUCGGAGCAUGCUCUGAUCCCAGAUGAAGCCUUUCAGAUCAAGCCAUGCAAUCUGACGGAUGCAGAUAUGGAGCUGGGAGCUGGUGAUGCCUGCUCACUUUUAAUUCCUGAACGGCUAACUGCCUUGGACAGCUACUCGUUUCCGGAAGUUUAUCUCCGUUGCAGUUCAACAGCAGCUGCUCGAAAGUCAUUAGACUCCGUCAGCCUUGUCAGUCAGCCACCGCUUUGGCCAGAAGAGCCAAAGGAAGAGCCGGAAAUGCCACCAAACCCUCAAAAGAGACCUAUGGUGAGUUCUCGAUACCUGGAGUUCCGGGAAAAACUGAGACGCCACUCGGGUCCAGACCUUGUGCCCGAGGUGCCACCCAACCCGGCCCACGAAAUGGAGCCACUGCAGCCGUGGCCCAACAGCGUGAACCCGCACACGGGGGAAGUUGGCGGUCCGGCGGGUCCAGAACCCACGCGUUACGGCGACUGGGAGCGUAAGGGACGAGUCACGGACUUCUAACACUUCUAGGGGAAAAUCAAAUCUUCACCUUUACGCUUGUGUUUGGACUGAUUCUGAUUUAUUAACCAUGUUAACAACAGAAGC